Messenger RNA from Papilio xuthus (Asian swallowtail), 1722 nucleotides. The record is from RefSeq and is a predicted model, not a curated record. Lineage: Eukaryota; Metazoa; Arthropoda; Insecta; Lepidoptera; Papilionidae.
UUCGAGAAAACGUCGUCACGAUCCUGCGCAGGAGUUGAACCUCGGGUGUACUAGAGAGGGGCUGUUUGAUAAAUACACAAGCGCACGCUGACUGGAGGCAGUCGCGACGGCGGUCACCUCGGUACCAAAAUGAGGACGCUAGCGAUCACGUUAUGGUUGGUGCUCGCACUUGCGGCGGCUCUAGCCGUUCCUGUCAAGGACGUUGCGAACGACCCUGAAGCAGCCAGGGAGAAACGCUCACCGAGUGGUUGGCAUUCCGAGCCUGAAGGAGUUUGGAAGAAGAAACUCGUCUGGAAAGAAGACUGGAAGCAAAUUUGGAAAACUGAAAAGAAACUUAUUUGGAAGACAGAAUGGAAGAAGGAAAAGGUUCCCGCUUGGAAAACGGAGCAAGUCCAACAAUGGAAAGAAGAACAAGUCCCAGAUUGGAAAGUAGUUCAAAAGCCGAUUUGGAAAGAAGUUCAAGUGCCCAUAUGGAAGGAAGUUCAGGUACCAGAUUCGAAAAAGGUUUGGAAACCAAUAUGGAAGGAAAUACAAGUGCCAAUCACUAAAGAUGUUCAGGUACCUGAAUGGAAACAGUCCUAUGUUCCGGAAUGGGUCAAAGAAGGUAUUCCUGGUGAGAAAUUCUUAGGUAAAGAUAACCAUGGUUGGGAAUAUACAAGCCACGACUUGUGGAGAAAGAAAAUGAUCUGGAAGCCUAUAUGGAAGAAAGUUUGGAAAACAGUGCAGAAGCAAGAAUGGGUAACUGAGAAAAAGUUGGAAUGGAAAGAAGAAUGGAAGCAGAUUUGGAGAACUGAAAAGAAACAAGCUUGGGUAACAGAGAAAAAACAAGACUGGGUUGAGGAGAAAGUACAAGUAUGGAAGACAAUUAAAAAAGAAAUCUGGGUACCAGUACAGAAGAAAAUCUGGGUAGAGAAGUGGAAGCAGAUCCAGGUGCCUGUAUGGAAAACAAUAGAAGUGCCAGCGUGGAAGAAGGUUUGGAAGCCAGUUUGGGAGAAAGUUUGGGUGCCAGUACAUCACGAACAUCAUGGAUGGGAUUAAUAGAUAUUAGGAGCCACGAAGGAAUCUUGUAAAUAUAGAAAUAUUUUUUUACAACUUAGUCAUUUUGAUAAUUAAUUGUAACCACGAGACUCCAUACAUUAAACUUCUGUAAAUAUAAACGCAAUAAUAGACAUAGUACUGGUAUGUAAACAUAUCACCAUAAUCUGUGACUUACGUGAAAUGGAAUUCUUUAUUUGGCUCGUAAAAAUGGUGAACGUUUAAUUUUUCCAUAAAAUAUAUUUUUAUCUGUGUGCGCCUCGGAACUGAAAAUGGUUGGCAGAGUUACCAUUCUAUAGUUAUAUUGAAAAUACGACUUUAUUUUACUAAGUGUUAUUAGUUAUUAUUAAGUUAAACACGAUAUUUUUUGAUGUCGAGUAACCGUUGCUAAUAUUUUCUAUACCUUAAUAUUCUCUCUUUCAAAUGAACCGUAAAUUUUGAUGACCACGUAAUGAAUGAAGGAACAUAUAAAUGUUCAAAGCUUGCGCUCAAUAAUGUACAUUCAAGAUAAAGGACCCGAUAGAGGCUUGAAAAGUUUAAGUUACCAAAUAUUAUUGUUUUGUUAUUUUUUAAUUGUUUUUAUUUAUAAAUUAAUGUUUUAUCGAUACAUUGUAAAGUUCAAACCUAAAGUACAGAGAUGUAGUACAUUUUUUUUUGUUUUACAUAGAAAAUACAAUAUUAAAAUAA